CGCGUCGCCCGUUAUCUGCGCGCGCCAGUUUCAAUUCCCGGCCCGUCAGUGCUAUGCUGCCUCUCGCUCUCAUCUCCCUUUUGCAAGCUCAGCUUGCCUAUUCUCAGUCUUCGGUACAGCUAUCGCUAUCUUUGAACAGCCUCUACUCCUCUUACUCUUUUGCACACACCACGCGGCCGACACUCUUCUCGUUGCCAACGACCCAGAAUGCAUCAGUAUCUGUUGCGCUCUGCUCAGCUUCAAAUUCAAGCGCACCACGGUUCUUCCUGUCGAACAGCAGCAGCAUAACGCAGCCAAGUGAAGAUGACAUAGGUCAGGAUGGUGUCUACGAGGUUGUCGUUGGAAAUCAAGGAUAUGGAUGGUGGACGGGGGCACUGAGCGAAGGUGGCUUUCUCGCAGUCGAGAAUGCAGGACAAACGUCGUUUCAGAUUGGUGUGUCUGAAGAAAGUCCUAUGCACGACACAAUGGACGCGUUUCCGCUCUUGGGGGAUACAGCCAGCAACCAGGGUUUGCUCUUCUCCCCACCACUCGCGGAUGCACCGCCACCUAAUAUACCCACUUACCCGAACUACACUCUUCCAUCGGCCAAUUUAUCAUAUCCCUCAGCGCCACCCUCCUUGCAGGUCAAUGUCUCAGUAUUCGUCGUACCAACAUCUGCUCUCGCUUCGGCUUCAAUGCCUCUGACGGCUUGCGCCAUGAGUUCUAGCGACAUUCAAGGGAGCAUCAUGAUCGACGACACAGGCAGCGCGAAUAAUGGCCUUUGGCUCAAAGACCAAGAUGGGUGGAGGUGGCAAUGGCUGGUCAGCGGGCUGCAGCCGCAGACGAACUAUACCGCAUACGUGGUGCAGAACGAGACGAAAGUCAGUCAACCUAUCAAUUUCGUCACGAAAUCUGCAACAUUCUCCUGCCCAAUUGUUCACUCGCUACCUUACUGUCCCUCAAUCGCGUAUGCGGUCCCAUUGGUCGCGCCGCAGUUCCCAAACAUCGCCUACACUGCCAAUAACCUUCCGUCGAGCGUCGUCUCACCGCUCCUCGAAGUACUCUCGAACUUUACGACGUCGCUCCUGACCUUCCCCUGUGGGCGCGACGAAUACAGUCCGCUUGUGUCAUGCGCAGACUGCCAGGCGGCGUACCGCAAGUGGCUCUGCACGAUCUGGUUUUCGCGCUGCUCCGAGGCGGUCGACCAGCCAACGAACACGGACGGCAGCGUGCAGAAGCCCAUGUCUGCGCUCGCGCCCCAAGCGUCGUCCGCGACGCCGCGGAGCCCAGGCCUGCAGCCGUUCGCGAACGGUUACACGGCGCUUCUGCCGUGUAUCGAGACGUGCACCGCCGCCGACCGCGCAUGUCCAAAUUUUAUCGGUUUCCAGUGCCCUGUGCCCCAGUUUAAUGCAGCGUUGAGUUACGGCGUCGGGUUCAUCGACAGCGGCGAAGAGGGCGUGCAGGGACAUGGGUCAACAGGCGUCGCGCAGGACAGAUGGGGGAACGUCUGGUGCAACGCGGGAUGAUGUUGACAUUGAGUGAUUGUAUUUUUUUCGCUUGUAUUUGUUUCAGAAGGCUGAUGAGGCUGGUCAAUGUAUAUCUCGGUAUUAUCCAUGCAAAUGUGAGCUGGCGGCAGAGACUAUAAAGUGGGACAUGCUGUAAACCUGGUCCCGUGUGAGAUGCGU
Messenger RNA from Phanerochaete carnosa HHB-10118-sp, 1664 nucleotides. RefSeq lists its product as uncharacterized. Lineage: Eukaryota; Fungi; Basidiomycota; Agaricomycetes; Polyporales; Phanerochaetaceae. The coding region runs from base 54 to 1505 and encodes 483 amino acids. Gene Ontology annotation, biological process: calcium ion import across plasma membrane. The transcript is spliced from 3 exons. The record is from RefSeq and is a predicted model, not a curated record. Gene Ontology annotation, molecular function: calcium channel activity.